This is a messenger RNA of Lingula anatina, 5375 nucleotides long. RefSeq names its product phospholipid-transporting ATPase ABCA3. The record is from RefSeq and is a predicted model, not a curated record. Gene Ontology annotation, biological process: lipid transport; transmembrane transport. Gene Ontology annotation, molecular function: ABC-type transporter activity; lipid carrier activity; ATP binding. Lineage: Eukaryota; Metazoa; Brachiopoda; Lingulata; Lingulida; Lingulidae. Gene Ontology annotation, cellular component: membrane; intracellular membrane-bounded organelle.
GUGCCUGUUGAGCGACUGUGUUGGAGACAGUAAGGAAGAGGCUUUGGACCGACGUCUACGUGGUAAUCACAGGAUGUUAUCGUGAAACUGGUUUUGCCACAGAGAGAUUCCGCCAUGCUUUUUCUACUCCACUUACGCCAGCUCCUGUGGUUGCGUCUCCAGUAUGUCCGCCGCAACAAACUCGGCACCAUCAUAACGUUGUUGCUGAUGGUCGUCAGCGGAAGUACCUUAUUGGCAUUCAGACUCACCCUGCAGAUAGAACCGGAGGUUUAUUUUGCGGGUAAUCAAACGUUUCCAUCCCAACGGGUACCUAUAUACCCUGGAGUUCAUGCCCCAGGGUCGUAUUAUCUUUCGCUGGGAGUUACACCGAAGACGAGCCGCGGUGGCAGGGUUCCAGAGGAUUUUCGGUGGAAGUUACAAAUGGAGCUUAGGUGCUCACGCGCUGGGCAGUUUUUUAAUGUUUAUAAUAUGGAAAACAGCUCCGUGUUGCUCCGAAGGUUUCAGGAAGAGGCAGACGUGUUCGGCUUCGUCGGAGGGAUCAUAUUUGAAGACGACGCUUUUUCACAUGACAGGCCGAAUCCAAGGUUUGGGUACACCAUCCGAUUGCGUUCCCAACCGGCACCUCAUCAAACAAGAGCUUGGUUGACUAAUAUUGUGCGGACGUUUUAUUUCGAAGCAGGGCCAGAAUAUGAUUCAAAUGGUUUUCUGACUGUCCAGAAUGCCGUGGACAGGACGUUGAUGGAUCUCCUACCUCGGACACAGCCCCACAAAUAUGAAAAACUUGAAGUGGCACUUAAGAAAUUCCCCAUGCCUCAGCACAAAACUAGUGGAUACUUAAAAGCUGCGCUGGGAUAUUACUCUGAAACUAUGGCCGCCUUCCUUAUAUUUGGGUAUACAAUGUUGGUGCUGGAAAUCACGCGCUACAUCACAUUUGAGAAAGAAACGGGCCUGAAAGUUUUACUGAAGACAUGUGGUGUAUCAGAGAAAGUUUACUGGCUCUCGUGGUUCAUUUACACGGCUCCGUUCUUUUUCGUUCCUAUUACGAUCGCUGCUUUAUUCUCACUUCAUGCCUAUCCAUUUGGGCAAGGCGGGAACGCCGGCAGCCUGUCCGCCCUCAUAGACACUUCGUUAACGUUGGUUUUCUUAUACCUUUACGUCACUGCGUCCAUCAUGCUGUGUUUUCUGUGCAGCACGCUGAAUUCCACCAUCGCCGCUAUAGCAUUCUGUAUGGUGGCCUACCUGUCCCCAGCGUGCUUCAGCAUGCCGCUAUUCUACCUGUCGUGUAGCAGGGCUCAGAAGAGUAUUCUCUGUCUCCUGCCAAACUGUGCUCUGAAGAUCGGCUUCCUGCAGGUUGCAUGCUAUUGUCGGUCUCCGCUUAAUCAGGGUAUACGCUGGGACAAUGUCAUGGAUCCGACCACGUUUGGGGACAACUUCUCAAUGAUGGACGUGAUGUUGGCCCUGGUGGUGGAUAUAGUACUGUAUAUGUUGUGCAUAUGGUACCUCAGUCGGGUCUUUCCGGGGACCGACGCCGUAGCAGAGGCGUGGUAUUUUCCGUUUACGUGUUUAUACCGAUGUUGCAAACGGCCCCAGCGUAAGUUCCCAUCGGACACCAGUCUACACGAGGCUAGUACACGAGAGGACGGCGGCACUGGCUGUCACGGUGGGCAGACCCCCCUGAUGUCACUUACCCAACUGACAAAGAUUUACGGCAAACGGCGCGUUGUCAACAAUGUGACCCUGGACUUGUUCGAAGGAGAAAUGUUUGUUCUUUUGGGUGGAAACGCUUCGGGAAAGUCAACACUUCUGCAAAUGAUAACAGGUUUGUUGAAACCCACCACUGGCCACGUUACGUUGUGCCCUGGUUCAGCACCGAAAAAUAUCACAUCCAUACGUGAUGACAUAAGUCUGUGUAGACAGAAAUCGGCGUUGUUUGAUUACCUCACCGUAGAACAACAUCUGGUGUUUAUUGCCAAGUUACGACACGUGAACAGCAAGAUGAUAAAAGUCCAACUGAAAAAUCUCCUCUCCUUGCUUGAGAUAGAGGACAAGCGUGAUAAUAUGGUGAAGUCUUUGCCCACAUCCACGAGAAGUGCGCUGUCUCUGGCACUGGCGUUGAUGGGAAAUCCAAAGAUAAUAGCGUUGGAAGAACCGACCAAAAAUAUGGACCCGUGCAUGCGGCACCGUGCAUGGGAAGCUAUAGGACAGUCUAAGCAAGAAGGUUCUUUGGUAGUUCUCAGUACACAGAGUAUGCAGGAGGCGGAGGCCCUGGCUGACCGCAUUGGGAUUCUGCAGAACGGAUCUCUGGUGGCGUGUGGCACCAUGGCGGAGUUGGAAUCUAACUAUGGUGGGAAGUACGUCUUACGUGCUGCAAAAACGCCCAUGUAUCGAACAGAAAUGACGAGGGAUCUCAUUCUCGGGCUAAUGCCAAAUGCACACGUGACCGUGGAUUCUGAAACUGAAAUACAAUUUGCGCUACCUAAAUCUGAAACUUCAAAGUUUCCAUUGGUUUUCAAAAAACUAGAGGACAGAAUAGAUGAGCUCGGUGUCUCCUCCUUUGGAGUGUCUGCUGCCACAAUGGAGGGUAUAUAUCUUAACGCCAACAAAUCAGUCAAUUCAGAAACUACUUCGGAAUUUAGUGCCGUGUCAGAAAACACUGAUAGCGAAAUCAUUUUACGUAGAAAACCGAACAUACGACGUUUCAGGUUGGUUCCAACCGGUUUGUUCCAUCAGUUGCGCGAAUUCUUAAGCAUGUUGUCUGUGCACGCGUUAAUCUCAUGGCGCAGACGCUGGUUGACCUUUUCACAGUUAAUCUUACUCGUGACGACGGCUCUGUUCGCAUCCUUUAACCCAGAAGGGUUUUCGCAGUCAGCAUUGUCCCGUUUUUUAUCCCAAAAUUCGGUUAAUCUUUCUAUCACGAUGAACAGCAUGAUCGAACAAAUGGAUUACCCGUGCAUUACCACUGUGGCUGCAGACCGUUCCGAAUUGGCCCAGAAUUUGUCGCUGAUAUAUGAAAAGCUGAUGCUUGAUUCUUCUGGCUGUAUUGUGCAUAAGAUCAACAUCACAGAUUACGCUGCAGUGGACCGAUACUUGAUAGGCGCUCAACUCAACACAGGCGCUCUCCACUUUGCCAACCAAUACAUCAUUGGCGUAGCGUUCCAAUCAUACACAGGUGGCUCUGGUACAAGGGCGACAGGUUUGUACAGCAAUUAUGCCUAUCACAGCAUGCCAUUGGCUCUCAACCUGGUGAACAAUGCCAUACUGAAACACCUGGCGGGAGAGGAACACGAAAUCGCAGCCAACAACUUUCCUUUGCCUCCCACUGAUCGAGAUCCUUGUGACAACGAUGUUCUGGUCGACGAAAAGAACCCAACAAAUGAGUCGUGGAAGUUGUCUUCGCCUGUCGUAUCCAUGGCGUACACCUGCAUUUCCCUGUUUGUUAUGUCGGCAUUGUUAGCGUCCUUUGCCGUGAACCCGGUUCAGGAACGCAAUCUCGAAACAAAAAGGCUUCUGUUCGUUUCUGGCGCUACGGGUUUGACCUACUGGUUGGUACGAUGUUGUUGGGACACUAUCGUGUUCAUGGUGCCAAUCGUUUUAAUCAUGGGUUUAGUUUUAGCUUUUCAAUCAUGGCCUUUUUACAUACCCAACAGACAACAAGAAACCCUGAUACUGCUUCUGAUUCUCUUCGAAUGGGCAUCGUUGCCGUUGACAUACCUACUCUCUUUCAAGUUCGAAACUGGAGUAAAAGCUGUGACGACUAUUGCAGUGGCUUAUUCAGUUAUAGGAAGUGUAAUGUUCGCAGUGGUAGAAUUCAUCAAAUUAAUCCUACCCUACCAACUGCUGGAGGCGACUGAGAUGAACACCGUUCGGGCAUGGCAAGCCGCAUUGAACUGGAUAUUCACUAUUCUUUCGCCCCCCUAUAAUUUGGCUGCCGGGUUGAUGAUUUUUUACGUGAAUGACGAAAACAAACGGAUCUGUUCCCGCCUAGAAACCAAUAGAAGCCACAUUCAGUGCGAUGCCGAGCUCUGCAUGGGAUGGAACCAAAAUCAGACUUCUCUUCAUCGAGAAAACAGAACAAUAUACUACUGCACUCCAUAUGUCAACAACAUUCUUGAAUUCGGAAAUCUUGGCUUAGGGCGACAUCUAUUGAUCCUUUUCGUCCAAGGCUUUGUCUUCUUAGCCAUUCUUAUCAUCUUGGAGACACACGUGAUGUCCACGUGGUACAAGAUGCGUCAAAAAAGAGGGUUUAGAAGAUCGGUUUCGGAGAACGUGAUGCAGUUUUCAGGGCACUCUCGAAAAAGCAGCAUCAGAAGUUCUGGUCAAGGACAAAGGAGCGGACCAAGCCGAUUGUCCGUACGUAGAGGUGAGGCACUUGGAAUGAUUGGGCUUGACGACCGUGACAAAGAAACGCUGUUCCGCAUGUUAACGGGGGAUAUGCUGGCGCCGGAUGGCACCUCUGUAAUAGAAGGUGUCUCAAUAAACCAUAGUAGUGAACGGAGUCGACUUCAUGUGGGUUACAGCCCUCAGUCGUGCUCACUGAUGGGUGAUCUGACUUGCCGAGAGAUGUUGUCCCUUAUUGGACGGUUACGAGGAGUCACAGAGAGCGAGCUGGAGCAUGUGAUUGAUGACGUCAUAGAAUGGUGCCUUCUUAUCAGUCAGGCUGAUGACGUCAUCAACAGCUGCAGUGCUGGAACAAAGCGAAAAUUAAGCACAGCGAUCGCUCUGAUUGGAAAACCCUCCAUAAUAUUUCUGGAUGAGCCAACAACAAGUGUUGACCCAUUGUGCAGGAGAAAAAUAUGGGCAGUCCUUCAAGAAGUUCGACAUCAGGGAUCUUCAUUGAUUUUGACCAGUCAUAUCACCGAGGAAUGUGAAAUGCAGUGCACCCGAGUAACCAUCAUGGUGGACCAUCGUUUUGUCGCCAUGGGAAGUCCCCAGUCACUAAAAGACGAGUUCGGAGAAUAUGUCAACAUUGAAAUACGCCUGAAGGAAGAGAUGGAAGAGAUCGACAUUGAAGCACUGGCUGCGUACCUUAAUUCUCGCAUCAAAGGAUUGCGUAUUACUAAAAUGAAUCGAUUUGUUAUCGACCUUAAAGUUGUAGACGAUUCCAUGCGCUGGAGUAAUUUGUUUUGGACGUUAGAGGAAGCGAAGACGCGUUUUGGCAUUGCAGAUUACAGCGUCCACCAAAGUUCUUUGGAAGCAGCAUUUUUAAACUUGUCAGGGUUUGUUUCAGCCCAGAACAGUGAGCAAGGUUCUUUUGUACAGGACCGUAUUUGACACUUUGCCUGUUUUGAUAAGUUGUCAUACUUAAGAAAAGGCAUUAUGGUGAAUUUCCUUGUUCGUAUCUUAUUGGUGUUUUAUUUUACAAUGACACUAGCGUU